This is a messenger RNA of Choloepus didactylus (southern two-toed sloth), 5140 nucleotides long. It is a transcript of the gene THOP1, whose product is annotated as thimet oligopeptidase 1. Lineage: Eukaryota; Metazoa; Chordata; Mammalia; Pilosa; Megalonychidae. Bases 90 to 2192 code for a protein of 700 amino acids. The record is from RefSeq and is a predicted model, not a curated record. Gene Ontology annotation, biological process: peptide metabolic process; proteolysis. Gene Ontology annotation, cellular component: mitochondrial intermembrane space. Gene Ontology annotation, molecular function: metalloendopeptidase activity. The transcript has 13 exons.
CUCGGCAGACGGCGGGCGUCUCAGUCUGUGGCCGGCGGCGGCGGCGGCGCCGGGGAAACUGAGGCAGUCGCGGCGGCCGGAAGCGGACAAUGAGGCGGGAGGAGCCCGCCGGCGGAAACUCGCCCGCCAUGAAGCCCCACGCAGACGGCGCAGGAGACGUCCUGGACACGUCGUCCCCCUGCUCCAUGGUGAAUCACCUGAGGUGGGAUCUGACUGCCCAGCAGAUAGAAGCGCUCACCCGGGAGCUCAUCGAGAAGACCAAGGUCGUGUACGACCAGGUGGGCGCCCAGAAGUUUGAGGACGUGUCCUACGAGAGCACCCUCAAGGCCCUGGCCGACGUGGAGGUAUCCUACACAGUUCAGAGGAAUAUCCUCGACUUCCCCCAGCACGUUUCUCCAUCCAGAGACAUCCGGACGGCCAGCACGGAGGCCGACAAAAAGCUCUCCGAGUUCGACGUGGAGAUGAGCAUGCGGCAGGACGUGUACCAGAGGAUCGUCUGGCUGCAGGAAAAGGUCCAGAAGGACUCGCUGAGGCCGGAGGCAAAGCGGUACUUGGAGCGGCUGAUCAAGCUGGGCAGGAGGAACGGGCUCCACCUCCCCGAGGAAACACAAGAAAAAAUCAAAGGCAUCAAGAAGAAGCUGAGCCUCCUGUGCAUCGACUUCAACAAGAACCUGAACGAGGACACGACUUUCCUGCCGUUCACGCGCGAGGAGCUGGGGGGGCUCCCCGAGGACUUUCUGAACUCCCUGGAGAAGACCGAGGACGACAAGUUGAAAGUCACCCUCAAGUACCCGCACUAUUUCCCGCUUCUGAAGAAGUGCCACGUGCCCGAGACGAGGAGGAAGGUGGAAGAGGCGUUCAACUGCCGGUGCAAGGAGGAGAACUGUGAGAUCCUGAAGGAGCUGGUGAGCCUCCGGGCCCAGAAGUCUGGCCUGCUGGGGUUCCGCACGCACGCUGACUACGUCCUGGAGAUGAACAUGGCCAAGACCAGCCAGGUCGUGGCCACCUUCCUGGACGAGCUGGCCCGGAAGCUGAAGCCCCUCGGGGAGCAGGAGCGGGCGGUGAUCCUGGAGCUGAAGAAGGCCGAGUGCGAAAAGCGGGGCCUGCAGUUCGACGCCCGGAUCCACGCCUGGGACAUGCGCUACUACAUGAACCAGGUGGAGGAGACGCGCUACAGCGUGGACCAGAACCUGCUCAAGGAGUUCUUUCCCAUGCACGUGGUCACGCAGGGACUGCUGGCCAUCUACCAGGACCUCCUGGGGCUGGCCUUCGAGCUGGAGGAGGGCGCCGCGGCCUGGCACGAGGACGUGACGCUGUACUCCGCCAGGGACACGGCCUCGGGGAAGGUGAUCGGGAAGUUCUACCUGGACCUCUACCCACGGGAAGGGAAGUACGGGCACGCGGCCUGCUUUGGCCUGCAGCCGGGCUGCCUCCAGCAGGACGGCAGCCGCCAGAUCGCCAUCGCCGCCAUGGUGGCCAACUUCACCAAGCCCACGCCCGACGCCCCGUCCCUGCUCCAGCACGACGAGGUGGAGACGUACUUUCACGAGUUUGGGCAUGUCAUGCACCAGCUCUGCUCACAGGCCGAGUUCGCCAUGUUCAGCGGGACCCACGUGGAGCGCGACUUUGUGGAGGCGCCAUCGCAGAUGCUGGAGAACUGGGUGUGGGAGAAGGAGCCCCUGCUGCGGAUGUCGCGGCACUACAGGACGGGCAGCCCCAUCCCCCAGGAGCUGCUCGAGAAGCUGCUCAGGUCCCGGCAGGCCAACACAGGCCUCUUCAACCUGCGCCAGAUCGUGCUCGCCAAGGUGGACCAGGCCCUGCACACACAGCCGGACGUGGACCCAGCCGCGGAGUACGCUCGGCUCUGCCAGGAGAUCCUCGGUGUCCCGGCCACACCAGGCACCAACAUGCCUGCCACCUUCGGGCACCUGGCGGGGGGCUACGACGCCCAGUACUACGGCUACCUGUGGAGCGAGGUCUACUCGAUGGACAUGUUCCACACGCGCUUUCGGCAGGAGGGCGUCCUCAGUGGGCAGGUCGGCAUGGCCUACAGAAGGUGCAUCCUGCGACCUGGCGGCUCUGAGGACGCCAGUGCCAUGCUGAAGCUCUUCCUGGGCCGCGACCCCAAGCAGGACGCCUUCCUCCUGAGCAAGGGGCUGCCGGUGGAGGGUGGUGAGCCGGGGGCCUGCUGACGGCACCCUGGGCUCUCCUGAGCCCCCACCAGGCAGCCCCCUUCAGGGCCAAGCAGCUCAGACCGCCGCCCCCCGCCUUCCCGGUGCCUUAGCUCCCAGGCUGGAAACAGGGUGGCUCCCCCACAGCAGUCCCAGGCAGGGGUGGCGAGGGGCGAGAGGGGCUGUUUGUUUUCUCUUCGGUUUUCACAGCCAGCCUCCGAAAGCCCCCUCGCUGGCCAGUGUGGGUUGACGAGAGCACGUCCUGUGGACGCCGGACACUCGCAUCUCCCACAUUCUCUCGAGACUUGUCUCUGCUGCCCCUCCCCACCCCAGGGCUCCCCUGGUUAGGAGAAGGGUCCCCUUUUGGAUGCAGCCACUAGAGAGGGGGCCUCCCGGCCUAAUACGGGGCGGGAGUCACAUUUUGGUGUUUCUAUUAAACCUCGCUUUUGACAGAGCCCGUGGGCAGGUGACCUGUUACAGCGCCCGGUGACACGCUCUCCGUGUGUGGGCACUCCACACUGGCUGUGUCCGGGUUGUGGGGAGACGGAGAUGCUUUUGAAGCAGGUGACCCCAGAGGGUGGUGGAGUCUGGAGUGUCCCCUUGUCUGUGUGACCAGCCGGGGCCCGGGGUUGUUUACCCGGGUGUCUGCUCCUUUUCCUAAUUCCUCUCCUGGCUUAUCUGGAAAAUCCCUCCCGGCUCCCUGCCCAGCUCUGGCUGACUGUGGGCUCAGGUCUUGACAGUCUGGAGGGCCCGGGGCUGCAGCCAGCGGACAAGAGCCACCCCACACGCCCGGGGCGACCGUUUUCCUCCCAAGGGUCUUGUCCACCAGGGAAACCUGCCUCACUCUGGGUUCGUGGAUUUUGACUUGACGUGAGCGAGUUCUCAGCAGUGCUGGUGGAGGCACCUCCGAGCCUUUCCGGCCGACGUGACCUUGCAGACUUGAAGCCAGACGUGUGUGACUGCCGCCUCCGUGGCGACGUCCUGCCCUUGGGGAAGGGCAGCCCUCCUGGGUCCUCAGGUGACCACUUCUCAGAAAAACCUUAGUGGCAUUUCCUGGUUGUGGCAGAAGACAGGAGCAUGGGAUGAUGGAUGCGCCCCAGUUGUUGAGUGGGUCUGACUGGACCUGUGUUUUCUUCGGUGGCUUUGAGCUCCCCUGUCCUCAGCCUAUUGCAUCGGGGACUCGGUGGCUGCGGCACCUGGGGCCCAUCUCGGGCUCCCCCACUCUCCCCCACCCCGGCUCACCAACUCCUGGCCAGUCUGGCUGAGGGCUUUGGAGGAGAGGAGCUGCAUUGCUCCUCGGUGGGUCGCCGUCCCCAGCUGGUGAGCAUGAUCCACGGUUAGGAGGGUUCUGCCAAGCGGGCAGAGAUUGGCCUCAGGAUGGGUGGCAGCUGGGGCUUCUGCUUAAAAUGCCCGGGGCUCAUAGAACAAACCAAAAGCCAGAUGCAGGGCAAACCCAGCCUCCACACGGGCACCUGCUGCCAUGCGGAGCCUCUGGCACAGGGAGGUGGGUGCCACUCCCCUCACCUCCCCCUGCCGGCCCUUGGGUGGCCUCUGCCUCGUCCCUUACCCUUCGGGGUACAGAGCCUCUGUGGCUGCACUGGGCCUGGGCGUGGGCUUGGCUUCUGGCCUGGGUGGACGGGCUCCUGGGUCCCCAGGACCCUGAGUGUCCACGUCAGGACAAGGCAUGAGGGGUCUCCCUCUAGGGCCUGCAGGCCCUCCCUCUGCAGCCCCUUUUUCUUGGGCCCCUGGUUGGGGACCUGCGGAGCCACCUGCCCUGGCCCUCCUGUCCCAGGGAUUCCGCCCCCCCACCACCACCACCACCAACCAAGGCUGCCCCCAGCACCUGCCCUCAGGUAACCCAGCAGCCCCGGGAGCUGAUUCUCUGGCUUUGCAGCCACUCACCCCAGCCCCCAUUGCCGAGGGACCUGGCAGUGGAGGUGUGGAUUCUUGGGUCAGGGUCCUGCACCCCACGCAGCCUGUGGUUCUCAGACCCCCAAGAAGGUGGGAAGGGCCACCGUCCAGGAGAGCAGGUGAGAGGCAGGGCGGGGGCUUGUGCAGGCAACCAGGACCCUCACCUUCCUCGUCUCCGUCAUGUCAAGGGGUCCCGCCCAGUGGGUGGCCUUGCCCCUCCCUGCCGUCCCAGGGCCCGUGAACUUGGUCCUGAGUCCACACUGAAGUCUCAGAUCCCAGGGACGUGGUCCCGAGCCUGGGGCAGGAAGGGGCAGUAGUGCAGCAGCCCUUCAUGCAUGGGCAUGGGCGCCAGGGCCAGGAAAACCUCUGGAAGCUUCCGCAGCCCUGUCCAGGAUUCCAAGGGUGGGCUUGGAGGGCAGCCUAUUAGGGUCUCCUUGGGCCCUGGUUCCCACUAACCCCCAACUCCUUUGCACCCAGGGGAGAAAGAAGGGAAGAAGGGAGCCUUGCCAAAGUCUCUGUGACGUUUCUCUGUAAACUUGCUUUUUGGCCUUAAAGAGACCUGGACCCAGAAGGGGUUUCUCCCACGAGUCGCCUGCACAGCCCAGGUGGGCCUCCCCCAGGUGGACAGGGCCCGCGGAAGCCGGCGGCUGGGUCCUGGCCUCUGCUUGCCUGGGGGUGGCAAGGCUGCCCAUGCCCGGGCUUUGUGUCUGUCCCUCCAUCUUGACCCUUCCACGAGGAUCCAUGGCCACCAAGGGUUGCCGAGAUCCCUUCCUCCUGGGGGCCCCGACAGCCUCCCUCUCCCCACCUCUGCAGGUGGAGCUGUCGUGGGCCCCUGCUGCGGGCUUGGGGGUCUGCAGACGCCGUUUCCCGCACUCGCUCCCGGUGGGCUGGUCAUUACUUCCCCUGGGUGGCGGUUGGGUCUCAGGACCCGUAUUGGUUCCUUUUUCUUCCAUCCGUGGGCAUACAUUUGUUUACCCACCCAUCUGUCUGGACAUUUGGGGUGCCUCCAGGUUUUCAGCUGUUACUAAUAAAGCUGCAGUGGACUUUUGUGCACAAGU